This is a messenger RNA of Medicago truncatula (barrel medic), 1371 nucleotides long. Its product is annotated as putative carboxypeptidase C. Gene Ontology annotation, biological process: proteolysis. The record is from RefSeq and is a predicted model, not a curated record. NCBI's taxonomy places the organism in Eukaryota, Viridiplantae, Streptophyta, Magnoliopsida, Fabales, Fabaceae. Gene Ontology annotation, molecular function: serine-type carboxypeptidase activity. The transcript is spliced from 13 exons. Bases 1 to 1371 code for a protein of 456 amino acids.
AUGGAGAAGCUUUAUGUGUUUUUUGUUACUCUUGUAUUUCUUGGUUUCCUAUUUCAUGAAGGAAAAGUUGGUGCUUUGAAGAGUGAAGAUGGAUUAGAAGAAUGGGGAUAUGUGCAAGUUAGACCUAAAGCACACAUGUUCUGGUGGCUUUACAGAAGCCCCUACAAAGUGGAGAAUCCCUCCAAACCAUGGCCAAUCAUUCUCUGGUUGCAGGGAGGACCUGGUGGUUCAGGAGUUGGAUUCGGAAAUUUUAUAGAGUUUGGCCCUCUUGAUGCCAAUUUGGAGCCAAGGAAUUUCACUUGGUUGAGAAAAGCAGAUUUGCUAUUUGUGGACAGUCCAGUUGGUACAGGGUUCAGUUUUGUUGAGGAUUCAAAAUUACUUGUCAAAACUGAUGAGGAGGCAGCCACUGACUUGACUACAUUAUUAAUCAAGAUAUUUAAUAAUGAUCCAAUUCUUCAAAAAUGUAAUUUGUUCAUUUUUGGGGAGUCUUAUGGUGGAAAAUUUGCUGCUACUCUUGGAUUAUCAGCCCUCAAAGCAAUUAAAAAAGGAAGAUUGAAGACUACACUUGGAGGUGUGGUAUUAGCAGACAGCUGGAUCUCCCCAGAAGACUAUGUGCUCUCAUGGGGUCCUCUUUUGAAAGACAUGUCAAGAAUUGAUGACAAUGGACUACAAAAAUCAAACAUUUUGGCAGAAAGGAUCAAGCAACAACUUGAAGCUGGUGAAUUUAUUAAUGCAACUUCUACAUGGAUUCAACUUGAAUAUGUAAUUAAUAAAAGCAGCAACUUUGUGGAUUUCUAUAAUUUUAUGGAGGACAGUGGAAGUUAUUCAGUAACCUCAUCAACAAUUGAGAAGAGAUUAUUAAAAGAAAUACCAAUGAGGCGUUACUCCAAGUAUCUUACUUCAUUUAAAGAUUCUAAUGUUGUUAAUGGUGAUCUAGACACCUUAUUAAAUGGUGUCACAAAGAAAAAAUUGAAGAUCAUUCCCAAUAAUAUUACAUGGUAUGCUGAGUCAGUUUAUGUGAUUGCAAAUUUUUUAGGUGAAUUUAUGAAACCAAGAAUUGCUGAGGUUGAUGAGUUGCUAGCUCUUGGGGUCAAUGUAACUGUGUACAAUGGACAACUUGAUCUCAUUUGUGCAACCAAGGGAACUGAAUCUUGGCUCAAGAAACUCAAAUGGUUAGGCCUUCAAAAUUUCUUGAGUAAAGACAGAACUCCCAUAUAUUGUGGAAGUGAAAGAAAGACCAAAGGCUUCUUUAAGUCAUAUGAAAACCUAAACUUCUAUUGGAUACUUGGUGCUGGCCAUUUUGUACCUAUUGAUCAGCCAUGCAUAGCACUAAACAUGGUGGGUGCAAUUACACAGUCACCAGCAGCUUGA